GGUCUUCCACGCGCCGCUGGUUCACUCUCAAACGAAAACAGCUUGCCACCGACCGUCCCUGUCAGACACAAUAUGUCCUUAGCAGAAGGCACUUCAGACAACGAGCAUACAAGGAGCACUCAGGAGGAAGAUCAGAACUCACAGACCACUCCUACUGGUACCAAGAAGAAGAACGAUAAAAGACAGAUGUCAGACUCUUACAUGUGGAAGGAACAGAUCCAUACUCUGAUGAAGGGCGGAGAGAGUGAGUCCGAUAUCUCGGACUCCGAACACUUCCUCACUAAGGGUGCAUUCCUCCUCACUCCCUCUCACGGCCUCAGCAUGGAGAAAGCCUCGGCCAUCUGCGAGAAAAUGGAGUUCAAAGGGUGCUUCUCCCUCACGAAGACAGCCACUGGCAUACUAUUUAAAUUCUCCAGCGUUGAUGACUACCAGAUGGUCUUCAAGAAAGGUUUCCAUAAAGUUACUGGAUCCAGGUUUUAUAGGAAGAUUGCAAUCCCAUGCAGGCCUCAGAAGACCUUUACUAUCUACGUUUACGACAUUCCUGAUGAGGUCCCAGAGGAGGACGUUCGCCACGCCCUCUACAAGUUCACCUCGGUCGUGGAAGUGGUGCGCCUCCACUUCUCCGGCUCCCCCAAGGAUGGAAACACUGGUUGGUACAGCAUAGGAACCUCAACUCCUAAGCCCUUGGAGAAGACGAGCUCUCGUGCCCUCACGACCAUUGAUGGCGAGCUGGUCAGUAGCAUGAUCCCCAAGGAGGCUACCAGUGUGAUCCGUGUCACCCUCGCCAACAUCGAGGAAGCUAACAUCCUGCUGCAGAACGGGCUGGACUUCUACGGAGCCACGUUCUUUCCUACUGAGCUCGCGACGCCAGGCCAGGCUGCUAAGCUCAUCAAGCCCAGCAGUUUGGUUGUCCCCAGGGUCACGGGCGGCACCGUCUCAGCCAGGGUCCGUGAUCUUCUGCCAGUGUUCGACCAGCAAGGCUUCACCAAGUUCGCCCCACCAGCAUCACGCCUGGUCAAACCAAGAUCCAAGUAGACGACCAGUACCUCGCCUGUCAUUGCAUGAUAUCCUACGAAUCACUGCGAACUGCGCUUUCGUCAGAGUUCGCUUGCCAAGAACAUUCUCAGAGCGCUCGCGACAGAAUUUAAGCGAAGAUUAUCAUUUUUACAGUAAUUAAUGUGUCUGACAAAUAACAUGCAAUACAGGAGCUACGAUGGAAGAACGCAUUGGACAAGGAAAUCGAAACGAAAUAAAUAACAACAUUAAUAUUUCAUAUUUAGGAUGAUUGUUUAAUACCUACUAAUAAUGUACAUAAACAUGUUUCAAUAUACAAUGUAUGAUUCAUUAGAAACCAUGUACUUAAUCAUAUGGCAGAAAGUACCGAAAUGCAUUUAAUAUUAUAUUUAACUUAACUAAAUAAUGUGCCAUCACAUAGACACUAUUUUUAUAAUCUGUUUUGUUACCAGUUCGUAAUAAUAAUGUUAUUUUCUACA
This is a messenger RNA of Spodoptera frugiperda (fall armyworm), 1493 nucleotides long. RefSeq lists its product as uncharacterized. The transcript has 5 exons. Gene Ontology annotation, molecular function: nucleic acid binding. The coding region runs from base 73 to 1035 and encodes 320 amino acids. The record is from RefSeq and is a predicted model, not a curated record. Lineage: Eukaryota; Metazoa; Arthropoda; Insecta; Lepidoptera; Noctuidae.